AUACUGCUAACGCAUACAAUUUUGGAGAGAAUGAACAAUUUCUUGGAGAAUAUAUAGCUGAUAAACGUUCUCAAGUCGUAAUCGCCACAAAAUAUACUGAAAAUUCUACCGCUUUAAUGCCAAAUGUCAGAUAUAACCCAAAUGCUGGUGGAAAUCAUCGCAAAUCUCUUGUUGAAAACCUUGAUCAAAGCCUUAAACGACUAGGAACUGGAUAUAUUGAUCUCAUGUAUGUUCAUAUUUGGGAAUUUCGUACUCCUAUAGAAGAAGUAAUGCGUUCUUUAGAUGAUGUUGUUAGAAGUGGCAAGGUUCUUUAUAUCGCGAUUAGCAAUGCACCAGCAUGGGUGCUUAGUCGUGCAAAUACGAUGGCUGAAUUACGUGGUUGGAGUCAAUUCGUUGGGAUGCAAACGCGAUAUAAUUUAUUAAAUCGAUCUUUGGAGCAGGAUAUACAAACUGCUUGUGCUGAACAUGAUGUUGGAAUUAUUCCUUGGGGAUGUAUCGCUGAAGGGUUCUUGACAGGAAAAUAUACCAGAGAAUCAGCUGCUAACUUAGAAAUGCCUGAUACUAUGAGAAGUCAACGUGUUAACUCAAUUAAAAGAUUAGCUGAAAAUGAGCAAAAUUGGAAAAUCUUUGAUGAAGUUACAACUAUCGCUGCUGAAACCAAGAGAACUCCUGUUCAGAUCGCUUUGAAUUGGAUCUCACAAAAACCUGGCAUUACUUCGCCUCUUAUCGGUGCUAGGACAAAAGCUCAAUUAGUUGAAAAUCUUGGUGCUCUUGAAUUCAAAUUAACACCUGAGCAGAUGGCAAGGUUAGAUGCUGUUUCUGCACCAAAGGAAAUACCAUUUCCAUAUUCUGUAUAUUCAAAUCUUGAGAAAUAUGUUGGCAAAGGAAUGCAAAUUCCUGAAAAGUAUAAACCCAUUUUUAUGAUGGGUGCACAAGAAAAAUUUUAG
Racocetra persica is the source of this 947-nucleotide messenger RNA. Lineage: Eukaryota; Fungi; Glomeromycota; Glomeromycetes; Diversisporales; Gigasporaceae. The record is from the annotation of a GenBank genome assembly.